CACAAAUUCGACACGAUAAGAACUUCAAUCGGAGGCUCAUCUUGACCAAUGAAGCUGAACGGUGACAGUCCAUCAUUGUUUCCUCACACCGGAACUCUGGCUCGGGUUGGUCACCUUCUCCAUUGAAUAAGAACAGGAAGUCGGUGUUGUCAAGUUAUGGCCUUGCGGUGCAUUAUAGGUGCAAGUACCGCACGAAGGUCUCUAGUCCCUCUUCAAGAAGUGAACUUGAUCUCGUGAAAUACCGCUUGCCACACCAAAAAACGGACGAAUUGUGAAAGAAUAUACCAAAAAGGUGUAGUGACACGCUUUGCAAAUACACUAAUAAGAAACCGCAUGUAGUCAUGAAUACCGUUUUUUCGAUCUAAAGAUGUCCACUCCAAUGCAACAUGAACUUGAAAGUCUAGCUAUCAGUGACGUCUUCGUGCCUGGCUUGGGUUUCAAUGGAGGUGUUUUCAGGAAGCUUUUCCCUCUAGCUGCUGCACACCGUCUCCGCAUAGUCAGUCUAUACAGACGUGAUUAUAAUCCCACUACCAGCUUCCUUGAUGCAGACUUGGCUGGUCUUGUGUCCCGUACAGUGGAGGGACAGGAAAGCUUCCUUCGCACCCAAGCCGUCGAUAUCGCUACUUUCCUUGUCAAUUUUGCCCGCAAGCAACAUAUUCCCCUGGCGGAGGGUACCGGCGGUGGAAUUGCCUUGGUGGGGUGGUCUUUGGGAUCAUUGCACGCGCAUGCUGUUGUGGCCCAUCUUGAUGCCUUGCCACCUAGUGUUCUGUCUGACCUUGAACAAUAUCUUCAUACUGUAGUUUGUCACGAUAUAAGUGGAGUUUUCAUUGGUAUACCGAAGCCUCCAGGCUUCAAUGUGGAACUUUGGUCCGAGACCGAUGUCGAGAAGAGGUUCAAGCUUUUCCAUGAAUGGGUGGCAGGACACUUCCCACACAAGAAUAUCACCUCAGGAAGCAUUGAUGACCUCGAGUUGUACAAAUCCCCAGACAAAACUUACUCCAUGAACGAGCUGUCUCCUCAAGAGUUCGCAGCGUUCACAUCUACCAAGGCUUUUGGUACUUCCGAUGCACUCAUCGUCUCUAUUCAAGCAGACGUAUUCAAGGCCACGACACGACGUGCAUUCUUCGACACAACCUUGGCGGAGAAGUUCAUGCCCAACCUACGUGUCAGGUACAUGUGUGGUGGGGCGAGUCCUGGUGUUAUUGUCUGGGCAUUGCAUGAAUUUAGGAAGUGUUUGGUUGACCCCAAGCCAAUUUAUGGGCCUGGUGCCGAAAAGGCACGAGAUGUAAAGUUCAAAUUCCAGACGGAGGGGAACCACUUCAUUUUUUGGGAUGAACCAGAGGUUGCCGUCGAACAAUACAUAGCUACCAUCAACCUUUAGAAAUAGUGGUUCCAGUUAAUGGUCAAUUAUUCUUGACAUGCGGUGUAUA
This is a messenger RNA of Suillus fuscotomentosus, 1430 nucleotides long. RefSeq lists its product as uncharacterized. The transcript has 6 exons. Bases 368 to 1381 code for a protein of 337 amino acids. The record is from RefSeq and is a predicted model, not a curated record. NCBI's taxonomy places the organism in Eukaryota, Fungi, Basidiomycota, Agaricomycetes, Boletales, Suillaceae.